Messenger RNA from Caenorhabditis angaria, 9026 nucleotides. The record is from the annotation of a GenBank genome assembly. NCBI's taxonomy places the organism in Eukaryota, Metazoa, Nematoda, Chromadorea, Rhabditida, Rhabditidae.
AUGGACAGAAAUAAUUCUGUUCCACAUUCACCAUCUAUAAAGGUAUGAAAUUCAAUUGUUUUUCUUAAUUAAUAAGUGCUUUUGUUUUCAGGAUGAUGAUGGGCAACAACGUCAGCAACCAACACCACCAACAGCUUUUCCGUUUUCGGGUUUGCCUGCAGGUAGUCAACCAGUGCUCAAUCAACCAGGUAAUUUAUUUAUUGAUUUUUUUCUAUUUGCAUCGUCACUACUUAUUACAAACAUCAAAAGGGAGCACAAAUCCGUAAAUAUAAAUACUUGACCGAAACUUUUACUCGCUAAAGUUGCAAGGGGUCAACUGGUUUUUAAUGUGCUUGAAACUUGUAAUUAAAUUAAACCAGUUUUUGUGUAGGCUAAAUAAAAUUUGAAGAAAACAUAAAAAAUCCAAGCCUUAACCUUUUGUAAGUAAGAAAAUUUUAUUUGAAUCUUGUGGCCAUUUUAGAUAAAUCAAAGUUCCAAAAAUAUAUCGAUCGCGAUAAAAUAUUCUGUCUUGCCGUUUUUUCUCAUCGAGCCAGCUGUUCCUUUCGAGAAUUUAUACUCAUUUAGAAAUUCAUGAGAAUAAAACCAACAAAGUGACGAGUUAAUUGAGAAGCGUCUCUUUUGUUUAGAAAUUAGAAAUUAUUUUUAACACUUUUUUCAUCACUGAUGUUUUACUACAAAAGUACCUCUCACAAGAUUUAUACCCCCUCUUCAUUUUUUCUUAAAAAUAGAUCAAAAAACUUGUCAUAUCUUCUAGCAAAGUCGUAAAAUGUCUACAAAAACACCGAAAAAACUAUAAAUUUUAAUGAUUAAACAACAAGAUGAACAAGAAGAUCUUUUUAUAUUCUAUCUGUAUCUCUAGCAUCCUUCUUUAUUUAUUAUUCAUUCCCCAUUGUCAUGCUGGCUGUUUCGCCAUUGUGCAUCUUGCAUUUUUCAGCGGCGGCAGCUCCAGGAUAUCCAAUGCAGGCUCAUGUUCUUUAUGAUCCGGUUACCGGUCAACAUUACAUAGUUCCACAACCCUAUUAUCAACCAUUACAACCAAUGUAUUAUCCACCACCGCAGCCACCAAAUCAACCUGCUCAUAUGUAUUAUCCAUAUCCAAAACAACCACAACAACCUGGUAAGAUACACUAGUUAUUUUGAAGUUAGAAAAAAAAUGUUUUUUUUCAGUAUAUAUGGGCAUGUAUUCUCCAGCUAAUAGUAGACCAGCAACAUCAGCUGAAGGACCAUCGAAUGAAGAUAAAUCUGAAGCAAAUAAUUCUGAAGAUGCCAUGUCAACCACAUCAAACAUAUCAAGAAGCUCUUUUUCACUUAUGUAAGUAUGAAAGAUUCAAACUCCCUCCAUUUUUUUGUGUGUGUUCUGGCGCGGCGCGGUCUGCGUCGUGUGUAUAUUCCGGUGGAGCGCGUUUUGAAUUUUGGAUAAUAUUUUUCAAUUCCGAAAGAAUAUUCCACAUUUUAACGAUUUUUAGGCAAAAUGCAAAAAUUCCACAAUUUGGAACAAAACGAGAGAAUAGUCGAGAAUAUAUGUUUCGAUCUCCAACAACCAAUCAUUCACCAUUUUUGCAUCAUCAACAUCAACAACAACAAGAUUAUGAACAACCCCUUCGAUCUCCAAUUGGACGAGCAAAAUAUGAAAAUCCAUUUGUGAAAUUGCAUCGACUUGAAUCCGAACCUUCUCGAGGGGGAACACAAUCAGAUUUUGAGGGAAAACCAACUCCAAAAUUCGCAUAUCCCACGAAUUCUUCUUCAUCGGAUGUUGAAACAUCGAGAAGAUUUGGAAGGCAAAGAGCACCUGAAACUCCAGAGUCUUCGAGAAGAAUAAUUGAACAAGAAAUUGAGAAAUCUGAAGAAACUAUUGUUGAAGAACCGAAGAAACGUGAGUUUAUUGAAUAUUUUUGACUUUAAAAAUUAUCUCUUUUUUUCCAGCUCGAAUUCCACCGGCAAAAUCUGUUCGAAUGGAAAUCAAUUUUGAUGAUGUUCCAGUUGUUCCAGAAGAAAAAAGGAUUCCUCGAAAAUCGAAUGCGACUGCAUUCACAGUAACCCUUGAUUCAAAGGAAAAAGAUUUAUCAUUACAAGAAGCUGCUAGAAAUUUGGCUGAAAAUCGAAGAAAUCGAGGGAAAAUUGUGAAAAUGACAUCGCAGGAAGAGAAAUCGGCUGAUCUUCCAGUGAGUCGAGCAAAUAAGAACUAUUUACUGGAAAAAUUAUUGACGGGAAAAAAUAGUAACGAGUAUGAUGUUGGAGAAAAUGCUGGAAAUGAGGCGGGUUCGGAAGUUGGAAGUCGAGAAGAUUUUGAUAUGAGAUCUGAAGCAUUGACAUUUGUUAUUGAUACUUCGAAACGAACUGGAAAUGCAGCAUAUCUUAAUCAGAAUAAUUUCCAAACAAAAGUUGUGCAAUUUUCUGAUGAUGAAGAUUCAGAAAGUGAUAGUGAAAGUGAAAUAAUGCAACAAUAUUCACAAAGAAGUGAGCCACCAAAACAACAACCGAUUAAAAUUAAAACUCCAUCUCCACCUCCACCUCAACCUGUUACAAAACCAUUUGAAUCAAGAAUAAGUCGACCAUCAACAUCCAAAUUAUCUCCGAGACCAACUUCGGGAACUUCUGAUUUCUUGCAAGAACUUGCUAAGCUUCGACUUAUGGCAGGCUUGCCAGCUUCGGGGAUCGAAGAAAGUGUUUCGGAAAAUGAUUCCACAAAAAGAAGCAAUUUCCGAAGAGCUGAAACAAGUUCUGCUCGAGCACCAACUGUUUCCUCAACUCAAAAAGUCAAUGCUCGCGCUUCAUUCAGUAGCAGUCGACCACGUGAAUCAAUCACAACAACACCAACACCAAGUAGGAAAACUGAAACGAGAAGAUCGUUGACUGGAACAUCAUCGCCGCAAUUAUCUGGAAUGUCAGCUGGACAAAGACCUCCAUUUAAGUCUGGAACAAGAGGAAUUCUGGUUGGUUUUUUUGUGUUCUCUGGAAAUUUUUAGCUAACAUUUUUCAGCUUGGACAAAGUGAAGAGCAACGUGAGCAAGAACGAAAUGCUUGGCUUCGACGAAAAGAUUAUAAUCCAAUGAAAGCGGCUGCGGCAGCUAGAAAACCAUCAACAGAAUUGAAAUCAAAAGAACAACAAUUCCAAUCGAGACGUUCUAUAACAAUAAAUACAAUAAACAAUGAUCCAUUUGCAAAAAGAGCACCGCAAUGUGUUUCUCGUCCAACUCCACGAAAUCGAUCACAAGAACCAAGACAACGCCGGCCGAUUCCAGGAGGAGACGUACAAAAAUUAUCUGGUUUGGCAAAAGCUGUGGAUAUGUUAUCUGCGAAAUGUAAAAAGAGUAUUGAAUUAAUUCGACUACAAAAUAAGGGAUGUUUAUCGGUUUCGGUGGAAGAUUUAUUGCAAACAGCUUCCGAACCACCAAGACCAAAUGAAUCAUUAGAUGAACAAUUGGAAAGAUUGUCAGAUGCAUUUGAUGCAGUUCAAAGAUAUUUGGAACAAUCGCCUUUGGAUGGUUUUAAUAGUCCAACACCUGAUGCUUUUUAUGAUGAUGAUGAUGUGGCUGAAUCGAGAUCCACGUUUUCCGGUGUCAGGUUGGUUUUUUCAAGAAAAAAUUUCAAUUAUAAAUUUUUUUGAAAUAUUUUUUUUUCGAAGUCUAACUUUUCUUUUUGAAUUUUCUAACAAUUCGAAAAAUUCUACGGAAAAACUUGGUUUUGUUAAAACGUAUAAAAAAGAGAAUUGAAUUUUAAAAAAUAUGGGUUUCCAAAAAGGUUAGGGUAACUCUGUGACGAAAUUUUUGAAAAAUAAAAUUUUUGAUGAAAUGAUUUUUCAAAAUUCCACGUCAUUUCACGUUCCACUUUUUUUUUUUCAGUUUAAAAUUUCAGUUUCAUUUUUUCAGUACACAUCAAGAAAAUCGUCCUUCAAAUGAAUCCAUAUCUUCAUCAUAUCGAAAAAAAGUACUUGAUUCAUCAUAAUAAACAAAUUAAUUAUCAUUUUCAAAUUACAAAUUCUAUAGAUUUUUUGCUCCUAAUUUAUUUGCAUCUUGUGAUAUAAAUUUGUACUCUUUCAAAUAUCCCCCGCCUUCUUUUUUUUCCUUUUUAGAAAAAUGAGCUCAACGAAAAAAAACCAGCUCAAUUUCACAGAGAUUUGAGUACUUUUACUAUCCAAGAAGAAGAAAGAAAAUUGAGGCAAAGAAAAAGUGGAAAAGAAGAAAAAGAAGGUAAUGAGUUGGUUAGCCUCGAGGGAUUUCGAGUCUUUUUGAAAAACGAAGAGGUAGAAGAAAGUUGCGGUUUUUCCCCCUUCUUUUUUUAUUUUAUUCAAUCCAAGGUGAAACAUUGGUUGAAAACUCGCGGAGCUGCUGCCGGUCCGAUGUGCGGCGGUGCAUUGCUCAGCUCCGGAUUAUGCAGAUUUUCCGAAUUAACACCUGGACAAUUUGGACUUACGAAACAAUUGGUUAGUUUCAUUUGUGUUCUAGAGAAAAAUCUCGAAGAUUUUUUGGUUGUGUUGUGGAAGAUUUUUUCAGUAAGUUCUAAAUAGAACUUCAAAAAAAUAGUUCUGAAAUGUUGCUUAUGAAAAAAUGUGAACAUGCCCUUUUUCCAUUUACAUAAAUAAAUUGAAUAAAAACUUCCGGUUUUCUGGAGGACUGGAAAAGUCCCAAUUUAAUUUAUGGAACCAGAACGACGAACUUUUCUUAAAAAACUUGAAACCCAAUGCUGAAACCCAAUUUUUUUGAACUUCCAGAAUUAAUUCAAAAGAUAUCAUCAGAACUUUCUCUCUUAUCCAAAAAAAAUCUGAACCAUUUUUUUUUGGAAUUUUAGGUGCUCUAAAAAAUGAAGGCUAGACCAGUUCAAAAUAUUUCUCCAAAAAGGAAUUCGGUCCAGAUUUACUUGACCGAAAUCUCCGAUUUAGUCGCUAUGUUUCAUAAAAAAACUAAUGAAUGUUCAGAUUACUGUAGACGACAUUUUCUAAACAGAAUCUGAACCAUUUUUUUGGAAUUCCAGACUCCUGAAAAUGAUGAAAACUUUUUCUAGUUCAAAAUAUUUUUCAAAAAACUUGAUUCAGGAAUUCUAAAAAUAUUUUCGAAAUUCUAUGGUUUCAUAGAAAAACCGUUCAUAAAAUCGUUCAGGUUCUCCGCCUUGCACUUCCACAUGUCACACUUUUAUUCGUUUCCAUUUGCUAUGCCGCAUUCGGUGGUUGGAUGCUAACAAUUAUCAAUUAUAGUCAACGAUCUGGACAACAUUCUCUUAUAUUUGAUUCGUAAGUUUCGGAAAUUCGGAAAUUUUAAAAAUCAAAUCUUUUAUUCGAAAUAAUUCAAAAUCAAUUUCAGAACACGUCAAGAAUUCGCGAAAAAUCUUAUCAAUUCAACAGAACUCAUAGAUUAUGAUCUACUUUUUGAUGAGUUUAUCGAAGAGGCAUUCGAAUAUCGAAAUCACGCCGAUGGUGUUCAUUGGCAAUCACCAAUUCAAUCAAAUCCUCUAUCAAAUUUCACAUCGAAUCUAUUUUUUGCUGCAACAACUUUGACUUCAAUUGGAUACGGUAUCGAUGCUCCUGAAUCACUUAUUGGUCGUGUUUUUUGUUUGGUUUAUUUAUUUUUUGGAAUUCCUUUGUAUCUUAUCACAAUUGCUGAUUUAGUGAGUUGACAGGCCUUUGUUCUAGAAUAUUAUUCCAGGGUUUCAGGCAAAAUUUUGUACUGAACUUAUGAAUCGUGGAUAUACUGAGAUAAUCAAACAUAAGUUCCGAGUAAAGCGGAGAUAUAAACGAUGGAAAUCCGGGAGAAUCAGAAGGUUUUUGCAAAUUUUUUUUUGGAUAUUUUAUUUGAUCUCCAAUUUUUUCAGAGAAUCAAUGAAAGUUGGUCAAGUCAUAAUUGCUGGUGGAGAAGAUGAAGUUGCAGAAUUCCUGUGGACUCAUCUUGAACACGCACAAUUUGUUGAAGUUCCUUUUCUGUUGGUUAUAGGCAUCUUAUUAUCGUAUAUUGGUUUGAGUUCUUGGGUCAUUUCGUGGAUUGAGAAUUGGGAAAUGACUGAUGGUUUUUAUUUUGUUAUGAUGAGUGUUUUGACGGUUGGAUUUGGAGGUUGGUUUUCUCAAAAUCAGGGCUGAAAACCGGUCAGAGACAGAAAAACAGAGUGUUUAUAUUUUCAAAAAAUUAAAUUUCGUUUUUUGCUACUUUGGUAAAGUGGUUAGUGAGUUCGGUUUUGCUUCACAAGGUGGCAGGUUCGAUUCCUGCCCGGCACAUAAAGUGUUUCUUUGUCUGGUCCUAUAAAUAUCUAUAGGGUCUCUGAUCUUUUUAGGAAAACAUUAUAAUUCUUUCAGACAUGGUCCCCAGGAAUGAAUGGUUUGCAGUUCCAAUUUUAUUCAUUAUUCUAGCUGGUCUCGUUUUAACAACAACUUGUGUUGAUGUUGUAGGUGCAUAUUAUAUUGAUCGAUUGCAUUUCUUUGGAAGACGUCUGGAUGAUGUGAGUUAAUUUUUUUUGGGGGAAUUUCAAACCAUAAAAUGAGGCUUUCUAGGAUCCACUGAGUUGGUUGAAAGAAGUUCAACAACGUCGAAUUGAGGCGAUGAAAAAAGAGGCGAUGAGGAAGCUUUUUGAGACUGUUACUGCUUUACAUCACAUUCGAUUGACAGGUAUUUGAGAUUUUUAGCAGGCUUGGUACAUAAAACAGGCUUCGGCCAGCCAGGUCCGGAAAUUGUGGGCGGAGUAACUUCCAGGGCCAGAGACCGGCCUGCUUGUGAAAUUCCGGCCAAGCCUCCUGGCCGCCCUGGUUUUGAACGGCCCGGCCAUAAUUUUCAAACUGCGGCAGCCAUUGACAAGCCUGAAUUUUCAGAAGUAUAGACCAUUGUUUCCACGUGGCUUUUGAAGUACUGUAGAAGAAACAUUUUUAAAUCUGAAAAUUCCAAUUCCAAUUUACAAACAAAUUUUUCAGCGUUCAAACAACUCACACAAAAUUACGAUGAUCAUUUGAGAAAAAGUGAGUUCUUUCAACUUCAUCCAGAAAAUUUAGAUCAUAUUUUUUUCAGCCCCAAAUCCACCUCGAAAUCUGGUCGCCUCACACGCCACGGCGGAUUCUGUUAUGUUGAGAUGGAGCGCUCCGAUUUAUGUUGAUGAAGGGAGAAGAUAUUGGUAUACGAUCACAUAUAAACCAAGGUUUUCCAAAUAAAAUUCUGAUUCAAAUUUGAAAAAAAAAACAUUUUUCAGAACUCCACAAAGAAAAAGUAAUAUUGUAGUUGUUGAUUUUGUUAACAAAGAUCGAUAUCUGGUUACUGGUUUGAAGUCUUUCACUUUGUAUGAAUUUAGUAUUCAUACAACAACGAGAUAUGGCCAAAGUAUUCCGAUUAAAGUUCAAGAAUAUACAGGUGAGCAUUGUAAAAAAAGAGUUCUGAAAGAGAUAAGGGAUAAACUCAAGCUCCCCUCCCCAGAACUGUAAUUUUAAAUAUUGUUAUGAUUUCCUAAUAAAAUAUGGGGUCACUUUGAAGCUCUAGAUUUUGACGAACAUUUUCAUAAAAUUUUGAAACAGUAUUUUUUUUUGAGGAAAAAAUUUCAAAAAUUGUUUCAAAAUUUUUUGAUAAUUUUUUUCGAAUUUUUGAAAAAUUCGAUAAGCAUCUAAUCGGCCAAACUUAUUAGACUGUAAUUUCUUUAAAAAACUUGGUAUGUCGAUUUUCAGCUCAAAAAAAUCGACAUGCAAAUUUAAAAUUGAAUUUGAUGUAUCCAAAAUUUUGACUUAAAAAAUGACUGUUUCAAAAAUUUUUUUUUUAAUUUUUUUCCGGUAUGUUUAAAAUUUUUAAAAAUAUUUAAGCAGUCCAGAAUUUACUCAUCUAAACCUCUUUCAAAGAUUACCACGUGAAUUUUCAGCUUCAAAAAAAAUCUUGAAAAAAAUUGACUGUUUCAAAAUUUUGUGAUAAUUUUUUCCAGUAUUUUUAAAAUUUUGAUAAACUUUGAUUAAGUUGCCCAGAAUUUAUUAAUCUAAAAAAUUGACACGUGGAUUUUCAGCUUAAAAAAUUGACAUCUAAAAAAAUUCACAUUCCAGAACCUUGCACAGUUCCACAAAGUGUUCGAAUCGAUGCGAUCAGCGACGAAACAGCCACACUUUCAUGGCGAACACCGAAAAUGAACAAUGGUCCGGAGGUGAGUUUUUUUCAUGUGUUCCAAAUAUUCUGGAAUUUUCAGAGUUAUGUGAUACAAUAUGUGCAAGAACCGGCUCCACAAUUUGUUUAUUGGAAUAAAUAUCGAGUUGGUGAAUCGUGUCGAUUUACGCUAACUAAUUUACAGCCUGAUACUAGGUGAGAGAAUUUUUUGGGGGAACUUGUGAUCUACAAAAUAUACUGUAGUCAAAUUAUCCUUGAAAUUUGAUCAAUUUUUGAGAAGGAGCUUUUAGUGGAAAUCCGAACUACAGUACCUUAUUUUGGAAUUUUCAAAAAGAAAUGUGUGAUCUACCAAAAUUACUGUAGUUUUGAUUUUUCUGAAAUGUAUUUCCUGCUCUAAAAUGCGGAAGGGAAUCGGGGUUACUGUAGAUUAUCGGGGAAAGUUUGGACUACUGUAGAUAAAAAUAAUAGAAAAAACUACCAUCUGAAACCUUGGUUACUGUAGAACUGCAAGUACUGUAAUUCGAAAAAUCCCAAAUUUCUGGUUACUGUAGAUUGUCUCAAAAAAUAUACAGUUUUCCUGUAAAAUUCAAAACUACAGUAACCACUGGAAACUUUGAAUGUAUGAAAAUAAUUAGAAAUUUUUUUAAUCUUCAAAAUCUGAUGAGAAACUUUCCGAAUUACAGUAUCUAUGUGGAAACUUUUUAAAAUUUUAGAUUUUUAUCUACAAGUUCUACGGUGCUGGAAUUCUAGUUAACUGAACUCUACAGUACUUUUUAGUUCAAAACUAUUAUUUUUUGCAGAUAUAUAAUUUGUGUGACUGCUGAGCACAAUUUCGGAUUAGCAGCCAUGUCAAAAUCAAUGCGAUUCCGAACCAAAAAAUGGUGGGGAGACGAGGAUAGUCAAUAUCUUCGAAUUCCUGGAACAAGUCAUCGUCUUUCGAUUGCAUCUGCUAUUAGCACAUUGAGUGCGUUGAGAUGA